Molecule: messenger RNA, 855 nt
Organism: Penicillium samsonianum
Lineage: Eukaryota; Fungi; Ascomycota; Eurotiomycetes; Eurotiales; Aspergillaceae
Exons: 1
Coding region: 1-855 (284 amino acids)
Source: RefSeq, a predicted model, not a curated record
AUGAUGGUCUCUCGUUCGGCCUCCAUUCUUACUGGCGCUCUCGCACUACUUUUACCCCUCACAGCCCAUGGCUUUUCUAUCCCCCUUCCAGACCAUCUCCAGGCCUUCCUCGGACGACCAAACAGUUUGAACCCGGGCCCAAGCUCUAACCAUGUUGAAGAUGAAAGUGCUCUAAACCGUCCGUCAUGGUUCACCUCAACUUUGAUGGCCCGCCGCCUGCUUGCCUUGUCACCCUCUGGGGUCAUCUCCACCAACUUCCCCGAGUCCCUCCCACCCUCCGCACACGCUCCCUCGGAUGUUGCCGGUCUCUCGAUCGGACUCCGCGAGUACAUUGCUGAUUGUGAUGGAUCCCUGCCAUCGGAUCUAUCCCACGAUGAUAACGGCGAUCCAACAAUCCUUGGCCUUCGCAUUGGAACCACUUUUAAGAACAUUGCAGCAGGAUCUAAUCUCAGUCUCCAGUUAGACUGGUGGGAUCAUCUUGAUGAGGCCGGUGCAGUCUACCCUGGUCUUCCUCUCAGCCCAGCUGCUCUGCCUCGCGUCACCCUCUUCGGAUACUUGGAUAACCUCCCGUCCCCGCUUUCCAAUGACGCAGCUGCGGCCCUCGAGAAGUGUUUCCUCGAGCCUCAUCCCGACGCAAAGGUCUGGCUACCUGGUUCUUCUUACUCGCCUCAUGCGAGUUUCUGGGCUCGGUUGGUGGUCACCCAUGCUUACUGGAUUGGUGGAUUUGGCGACGUGCAGCAGAUUGGGUGGAUCAAUCUCACGGAGUGGCAGGGGAUCCGACCUCACGGCAGUGUAGAGGGCGUCGGUGAUGGAAGAGGGUGGCAGGAUGUCCGUUUGCCAGGUGAGAAGCAGUAA